AAUUCUAUUCAACAAUUUAAUCCCUCGCUUGUUUCUGGGCACCGGCAGCCGCGGCACCAACUACCCAGCGCCCACACACCCCAACUACCACACCCCACCCAGCUACCACGCCUCAGCAGACGAGACAAGCACAUCAGAACGCCCUUCCUUGGCAAAUUGGCAUCGCAGCAGCAGAGCAUACAGAGCGAAAUCAAUGGCGCCGGUGAAGGUGUUCGGGUCGGCGAGGUCGACGAACGUCGCGCGGGUGCUGGUGUGCCUCGAGGAGGUGGGCGCCGAAUACGAGCUCGUCAACAUCGACUUCCGGGCCAAGGAGCACAAGGGUCCCGAGCACCUCGCCAGAAACCCGUUUGGCCAAAUCCCGGCGUUCCAGGACGGUGAUGUCGUGCUCUUCGAGUCCCGAGCGAUCGCAAAGUACAUCCUCCGGAAGUACAAGUCAGCCGAGGCCGACGACCUCCUGCGCGACGGCGACCUCAAGGAGGCAGCCAUGGUGGACGUGUGGACGGAGGUGGAGGCGCACCAGUACCACCCGGCGCUGUCGCCGGUGGUGUACGAGUGCCUCAUCUACCCGGCGACGCGCGGCGUCCCCACCAACCACAAGGCCGUGGACGAGAGCCUGGAGAAGCUCGGCAAGGUGCUCGACGUCUACGAGGCGCGGCUGUCCAAGCACGCCUACCUGGCCGGGGACUUCGUCAGCGUCGCGGACCUCAGUCACUUCCCGUUCACCUUCUACUUCAUGGCGACGCCGCACGCGUCGCUCUUCGACUCGUACCCGCACGUCAGGGCGUGGUGGCAGAGGCUCGUGGAGAGGCCGUCCAUGAAGAAGCUCGGCGCCACCAUGGCUGCUGCUGCCGGUAUCAAGCAGGCUUAAUUGAGCGCACGGGCAAACGUCCGUUGCCGAUUUCUGUGUUGUGUUGUGUUGCCCGAUCGUAAUAGUAAUAAUGUAAGCGGCAGCUAGCUAUCUUUGUGUGCGCGCGCUUCGUUGUUGUACCUGGAUUACUGCACGCUUGUGCAAUCUUAUUCAAUCGCGUCUUGUUUGGAAUUAUGCUGCCCUGCAUAUGGAACGUCGUUCAGAUUUAUUUA
This is a messenger RNA of Sorghum bicolor (sorghum), 1080 nucleotides long. Its product is annotated as probable glutathione S-transferase GSTF1. The record is from RefSeq and is a predicted model, not a curated record. Bases 194 to 868 code for a protein of 224 amino acids. Gene Ontology annotation, molecular function: glutathione binding; glutathione transferase activity. The transcript has 3 exons. Lineage: Eukaryota; Viridiplantae; Streptophyta; Magnoliopsida; Poales; Poaceae. Gene Ontology annotation, cellular component: cytoplasm.